Pogoniulus pusillus (Red-fronted tinkerbird) is the source of this 2076-nucleotide messenger RNA. Its product is annotated as prolactin-releasing peptide-like. The transcript has 9 exons. Bases 932 to 1333 code for a protein of 133 amino acids. NCBI's taxonomy places the organism in Eukaryota, Metazoa, Chordata, Aves, Piciformes, Lybiidae. Gene Ontology annotation, molecular function: hormone activity. The record is from RefSeq and is a predicted model, not a curated record.
CGAACUCCGCACUGCCGCCUGCCCCGCAGCUUCCCGGGGGCUGGGGACGCGAGGGUCGGCAGAGCGGAGCGGCGGAGGGGACCGGGCUGGGCAGCCCGCGGAGCCGGCGGCGAGGGGCGCAGCCUGCCGUGCCCCUCAGUCCCCCCGCGGGAGGCUGGAGGGAAGUGGAGCUCUUUCUGUUGUCCCAGCUGUGAAGAUCUCCCACCAGGAGCAUUUCUGAGGUCUGUGGCGAGGGGUCCAGAGGAAGAACAUGAACGACGAGAGCCUUGGGGCUGCUUUUGUGAGAGUUGUAUCACAGAAUGGAUCAGCUUGGAAGGGCCCUCAGAGCUCAUCUGCUCCAACCUCCCCACCAUGGGCAGGGACACUUCUCAACUAGCCUCAGCUGCUCAAAGACUCAUCCAACUUGGCCUUGAAGACCCCUAGGGAAGAAGCAGCCACAGCCACCCUGGGCAGCCUGUUCCAGAGUCUCAGCACCUCCUGCUGAAGGCUGUGGGGGUGAGCUCUGAGGAACCAUCUCUUUCCACACUGUAUCCAGCCCCUGACAUCCUGUGACCCUGCUUCCCCAGAGGUGUUCCUUUUGUCACCUUUUAUUCCAGACAGCAGCAAAGCCAGCGCAGGGCCAGCCCAGGCCACCAGCUGCAGCAUGGCUGUCACCGCACACCCAGGCGCUCCUCCUGCUCCAGCAGCAGCGCAGCCUCGCUGCAGGCAUCACCCUUGCAGCAUCAGAAGGUACAAGACAGCCCAAAACAGCUGAGACCAACCACUGCAUUUGGCUUACUCAGACCAUUAGAUCAUCCUCUUCUACUCAAGCUUUAAACCUCAAGCCAGGAGGAUUAUCCUGCUUUAGAGCUACAAAAUCCCAGCAGAAGUUACAACAUUUUAAGUUGAGCACACAUGGCAUUGCAAGAAGGCAACGCUGCCCACUGUUGUGAUGGCUUCCCAGCGCCUGACUGACCGCAGAGAACAUCUCCAUGCCUGUCGCCCAAGAAAGCUUUCCCACCACUGCUCCAUCAUGUGGCAUCCAGUCUGGUGGACACCAUGUGCCCCGUGGUCACCCAAGCACUUAAAGCUGGUCACUGUCUCCAUCCUGGCACUCCUGGUACUGCUCAGCUUUGCUUCAGGACAGAGCAGGCCAUUUAAACACCAAAUCGACAACAGAAGUCCUGAGAUCGAUCCCUUCUGGUACGUGGGCCGAGGCGUCCGCCCCAUCGGCCGCUUUGGCAAGAGGCAGCUGAGCAGCAGCCGUGGCAGCCUGAGGCCCAGGAGCAGACACCUGGAUUUCACCCUGAAUGCUUUAUGGCAGCAGCAAGUGUCGGACACAGAAGACUGGUGACCUCUGCUCCCCGAGCUGGUGCCUCAGCCUCGCUUCUUUGAGUCACACCUCAGAGCUCCAGCUCUGCUUUGGCCCAGCCACCGCACACUGCUCUUCUUUCUGCUCCUCAUGCCAGCUCCUCCAUGCAGAAACACGUGCAGCUAAGACACUGCAUGGACACCAGCACCCAGUGCCACCAUAGCUUACAUCCUCACCAGCCUCCUGAGGCUGCUGCACUCUAACACUAAGUUCGCCCCAACCCCAUGCAGCUUUUGUGCUGGGAUUUAACCUCCACAGCGUGAAGUGUGCCAUGAAGCCUUCCUGCCACGUGGCAAAGCCAGUGGCUGUUGGUGUGCCAAAAUAAAAAGCAGUGGUUGGAAGAAAGCACAAAGGCUCUGGCUGUUGCUGUACCUGCUGCUGGCACGGGAUGCUGGCACUCCCUGGGUAGUAGUUUGUUUACAGCUGGUUGACAUCCACUGACAGGAACGCAGCCCUGAGCUACUCCCUUGCCCUUCAAGACUCUUCAUGCACUGCUGGGGAGAUGUGUGAAUGACCAGGAAGGAGCUGCUAGCAAAGAGAAGCCAUUGCUCACUGCUGAAGGAAAAAGAACAUUCUAGAUUGGUUAAUUAAACUCUUCAGAGUAGUUUUGUGUCUGCUGCAUCUAGUUGUGCACUGCAAGGAUGAAGGGCCCAAGCCAGCUGGUUGCCUUGAGAGGGUUGCAGCUUCCUAAGUACCUGCUCAAGCCAGAGUUCCUCUGUGAGGAU